Molecule: messenger RNA, 4179 nt
Organism: Diaporthe amygdali
Lineage: Eukaryota; Fungi; Ascomycota; Sordariomycetes; Diaporthales; Diaporthaceae
Exons: 4
Coding region: 1-4179 (1392 amino acids)
Biological process (GO): transmembrane transport
Cellular component (GO): membrane
Molecular function (GO): ABC-type transporter activity; ATP binding; ATP hydrolysis activity
Source: RefSeq, a predicted model, not a curated record
AUGCACUCAGACAUGGACGGAAAGCUGCCGAGCUAUCGCCCUGAUGGCCGCGCUCUGGGCAUCCUAUUCGAAGAUGUCGACGUCUGGGGGACAGUGGCCGGUGAGUCCCGGGCUGAGGACGUCCUUGCAAUAUUCGAGGACAUCCUCGUCAGGUGGCCGACCAAACUAUUCCGAAGAGCAAUCGGCAGAUCGUUACACCAUACUCGAAAACUAGUCCAGGGCGCAUCUGGCGUCGUUCCGCCCGGAGAGACACUACUCGUCCUCGGACGCCCGGGCGCAGGCUGCUCGACGCUGCUCAAAGUACUGGCCAACCAGCGCGGGCCCUUCACCGGCGUAGACGGUACCGUACAGUAUGGUGGCAUCGACUCGCCCGAGAUGCGCAAACACUAUGGAUCCGAGGUUGUCUACAACGCCGAGGACGACCUGCACUUCCCGACGCUGAGCGUCGCGCACACCAUGGCCUUCGCGCUGAAGCUGCGCAAGCCCAGGCGCCUCAAGGACGAGCCGGAUGCCCAGUUUGCGCGACGUAUGGCGGAUCAGAUCCUGGAUGCGCUCAAGAUUGGACACACCAAAGACAUUAUCGUGGGGGAUGCCUUCGUCCGCGGCGUGUCUGGCGGUGAGCGCAAGCGUGUCAGUCUUGCCGAGGUGCUGGCUGCUGCACCGGCUGUCGUGUGCUGGGACAACCCGUUGCGCGGCCUUGACAGCUCGUCGGCGCUCAUGUUCCUUCGGCUUCUCAAGGCCAUGUCCAGUGCGACGGGCAUGGCCAAUAUUGUCACGGCGUACCAGAUUUCGGAGACCAUAUAUCGCGAUUGCUUCGACCGAGUGCUUGUCCUGUACGACGGUCGCGUGAUAUACUCGGGGCUUGGUGGGCACACCGCGAAGGAGUACUUCACUGGGUAUCUGGGGUUCCACUGUCCUAUUAGACAGACAACGCCUGACUUCCUCUCGGCGGUCACCUCACCACAGGAGCAGCGGGUUAUAGGAGGGUUCCAGCCCCAUCCUCCGCUUGAUCCUGAUGGUCUUGCGGACGCCUUCCGUCGCAGCCCUCACUACCAGACUCUCCAAGCCGAUUUGAAACACUUCCGGGAAAAGACCGCAAAGGAUGAGACCAAGGCUAUGAGUUUCCAGGCCGAGUUCAGCUCCACCAAAGACCCAAUGAGCCUCAAGUCCUCCAUCACGGUGCGAAGCCCUCCAACCCAGCUCCUGGCCGCCAUGACACGGCACUACCAGCUGAUCUGGGGCGGGUGGCGCAACCUCCUAACCGUGCUCUGUCUCAACAUGACCAACGCGCUGAUCCUCGGCGCGGCGUACCGAGGGUCCCCGACGACUAGUACGGGGGCUUUCCAGCGCAGCGGCGGCGUCUUCUUCGGGCUCAUCUUCUUCGCCCUCAAUUCGCUGGCUGAGACAGGUACCGCCGUGCGCACACGGCCUGUUUUGCGCAAGCACCACGGGCUUGGCAUGCUGAGUCCGGGGCUCGCGGCCGUGGCGCUGACGAUCGCGGACCUGCCCGUUUGCUUUGCGCAGACGAUCUGCUUCACGAUCCCGUAUUACUUCCUUAUGGGCCCACCUACGACCGCCGGCGGGUACUGGUUCUUCGAGCUAGUUGUCUUUGUCGCGUAUGCUGCGUUCAUGGCAGUGUUCCGCCUCCUCGGCGCUGCGGCCCCCAAUGUCCCAGUCGCAUUGAUGCUUGGUGGCGCGGCGAUGCCGGUCUUGCUGUUGUAUUCUGGGUAUGCGCCGCCGUGGCCGACCCAGCUGCGUUGGGGCUCUUGGAUCAAGUGGAUCAGCCCGAGUCCGUAUGGAUUGGAAAGUCUUUUGGGGUUCGAGUUCUGGGGCAUCACUUUGCAGUGUGGGGAGGAUGAGUUGGUGCCGAGCGGCCCGGGCUAUGAGAACAUUACGAUUGCCAACCAAGGCUGUCCCAUCCCGGGCAGCACUGCUGGCGUGGCAUCUGUGCCCGGCCCCGAAUAUCUUUCAGCACAAUUUGAGUACCUUCCGACCGACGCAUGGCGCAACUUUGGCAUUAUACUCUGUUUCUGGGCUGGGUAUACAGUUUUGCAGGCUCUAGCCCAGACGUAUGCGACAAAACGUGGAGAGAGUAGCAUAGUAGGUCGUGUAUACAAACGUGGUGCUUCCGUCCCAGGGGCCUCAACGGAAACGGCUCAGAACUCAGAGAAGGAGCUUGAUGUAGAGGCCCAGUCGCGGUCACCGUCUCUCACAGGCCAGAGGCGCGCCGAUGACUCGAGCGCUUCAUUGACACAAGUUGAGGACAACGAACCACCUGCGAAUUUUGAGGGCAAGGCGUCUUUCACGUUUUCCAAGAUCUCGUAUCAAGUCUCCACGAGCGAUGGCCCACGGAAACUACUCGACUCUGUCAGUGGCUAUGUGAAGCCAGGGCAGCUGACAGCCCUGAUGGGAGUGUCAGGUGCCGGCAAGACGACACUGCUCGACACUUUAGCACAGAGAAAGACAAAUGGCACGGUAUCUGGUCACAUGAAGCUCGGUGGUCGCUCGGUGGUGGGGAUCGGCAAGGCAUUCUCCCAGGCUUGUGGAUUCUGCAUGCAACAAGACGUGCAUGACCCCGGGACUACAGUGCGAGAGGCUCUCGUCUUCUCCGCCAUGAUGCGCCGGCCUCUUAGCGUGCUUAAGGCCGAGAAGCUGGCUCACGUCGACCGGGUAAUGGAUUUGCUUGCCCUCGAACCAAUCGCCGACGCACUCAUCGGCACACCUGGGGAGGGUGGACUGGGCGUGGAGGAACGCAAGCGGCUUACCAUAGGAGUGGAACUGGCUGCGAACCCGUCUGCGCUGCUAUUCCUCGAUGAGCCAACAUCUGGCCUGGACAGCCAGGCUGCCUACUCGCUUGUGAAGUUUCUUCAGGGUGUCGCCGCGUCCGGUGUCCCGAUCAUUUGCACAAUCCAUCAGCCGUCGGCCGUCAUCUUCGACAUGUUUGACCACAUCUUGUUAUUGGCCCCCGGCGGCAGGACUGUCUAUUUUGGGGAGACUGGAGACAACUCGGGCACCGUCGUGGACUACUUCUCCCGUAAUGGCGUGGCGAUGGACAGCACGGCCAACCCAGCCGAAUUCAUCCUCGACAUAGUGGCCGAGCCGUCGAUGGCUGACGAAUGGUCUCAGCAGUGGACUGACUCGGUGGAGAACCAGAAAAUACUGCAGCAAGUCGAGGCCAUCGACCAGCAGCCAUCCAAAGAUGAGCUCGAGUCACAUUCGCUCCCCUUCCUCGCCCAGUUCAGCCUCCUCACGCGACGCCACGCGACCUCAGUGUGGCGCGACGGCUUCUACAGCUUCAGCCGGCUGGUCAAGACAAUAUUCAUGGCGCUCUUCAUGUCCUUCAGCUUCUUCAUGCCCGAGCACAGCCUUCAGGGCGUGCAGAACCGCAUCCUAAUCAUGCUUCUGCUGCAGUGGAUCGUCCCCGCUACAGCGGCCGACCUCCAGAGCGUAUGGUACGCCAAGUGGGCCCUCUUCACAGCACGCGAGCGCUCCGGCGUCGGCUACAGCCCGCUGGCGCUCUGCGCGGCGUUGGUGGCUGUCGAGAUUCCCCUAGCAUUCGUCAUGUACACGCUCGCCUUCGUAUGCAGCUGGUUCACGGUAGGACUGGGCGGCGCCGGGCUCGGUUACCUGUGCUUCCUGGCGCUUGGGGCCUUCGGCAUUGGAUUCCCGUUCGCGGUGGCAAGCUUCAGCGCCGACGAGGAGGUCGCCGGCUAUGUCAACAGCCUUGUGUGGUGCGUCAUGGCCACGUUCGGCGGCAUCGCCAUCCCGCACAGCGGCAUGAAUGACUUUUACCGCCCUUGGCUGUUCUGGGCUGACCCCAUGCGGUACUGGCUAGGCGCCACGGUGUCGGCAGCGCUGCAUGGCGUACCGGUGCGAUGUUCAGAUUCCGACAUGACUAUGCUGAGUCCACCAGAUGGCUUGACGUGUGGUCAGUACUUGAGCGAGUACCUGGGCCGAAUGUCUGGCUAUGUCGAGGACCCAGACGCUCUCGACAGCUGUGCUUUCUGCCCUUACAGCGUGGGUGAUGAGUACGCGGCCCAGUUCGAAUUUCACUAUUCUGAACGCUGGAGAGACUGGGGCGUGUUUGCUGCGUUCUGCGUCAGCACGCUGGCCAUCGCCUUUGUGGUGAGCGGAUUGAGAUACGGAGGAGGUUUGAAGAUCUUCAAGCGGAAGUCCUAA